Molecule: messenger RNA, 2007 nt
Organism: Pieris macdunnoughi
Lineage: Eukaryota; Metazoa; Arthropoda; Insecta; Lepidoptera; Pieridae
Source: the annotation of a GenBank genome assembly
AUGUUUGGGGAGAAAAUAGAAGAUUAUGAAAUUUUAGAACAUCUUGGCAAGGGUGGAUUUGCACAUGUAUAUAGAGCAAGAUGCAGAAAAACAGGGUACUUUGUGGCUAUCAAGAUGAUAGACAAAGCUUUAAUGGCCAGAGCUGGUAUGAUAGAAAGAGUUAGACAAGAGGUCACAAUACACUCUCGCUUAAAACACCCAGCAAUCUUGGAAUUAUAUACAUUCUUUGAAGAUGCACAUUAUGUUUAUUUAGUUUUAGAAUUAGCACACAAUGGAGAACUAGCAAAGCACUUUAAAUUAGGCACUCGAGGCCUUUCUGAGAAAGCAGCUGCUGAUAUUUUUAGACAAGUUGUGAGUGGAGUACUAUAUCUACAUACUCAUAACAUUAUACAUAGGGACCUAUCACUUAACAACUUAUUAUUGACUAAGGAUUUAAAUGUGAAGAUUGCUGAUUUUGGUUUAGCUACUCAAUUAAAUGGGCCUGAUGAAAAGCAUGUUACAAUGUGUGGUACCCCAAAUUAUAUAUCACCUGAAGUUGCAUCUCGUGAAUGUCAUGGCCUACCAACAGAUGUAUGGGGCUUAGGAUGUAUGCUUUACACAUUGUUGGUUGGAAGUCCACCAUUUCAUACACAACAUGUUAAAACCACUCUCAACAAAGUCAUCAAUGCUGAUUACAAAAUUCCCUGCGAAUUGUCAUUUCAAGCUCAGGACAUCUUACAGAAAUUAUUGUGUAAAGAUCCAUCACAAAGAAUUACCUUAAAAGCUAUAAUGGAGCAUCCUUUUAUUAAUAAUGUUUUAAAUGUAACUGGAGCAUCAAAACAAGACCUAUCUAAAGACUCAGGAUUUCUGACUACUUUACACAGCACGCAGCACAGUAACAAAUUAAGUUCUACCAGGAGAAAUAAUUCUGAUUAUUUAAGUAAUAAUAUUAUAAACCAUUGUCAUUUGCCAUCAGAGAAUGCAAAUUAUAAUUACCAACUGGAGCCUAAACAAAAUGUGAAUAAUAUUAAUCACUUAGGCGAACAUACUGAUACUAAUUAUAUUUCUAGCGGUAGUGGGUCUUUUAGAAUAUUUCCUACAAACAACCAAAUUCACCCUCAGAGUGUUGAAAACUUUCAACCAAACCCUAACACUAAUAUUAGGAGCAUUACUGAAGACAUAAAAAGACUUGGUAUAAAUAAGAAACCUGAAGUAUUAGUGUUAAAUGAUGACAACAAGGAGAACCUACAAAAACAUUGUGUUAGUAAUUCAAACACUAUUGGGGUACCACCUUUAUGUGCUGACCGCUUACCGAUUAUAUCACACAAGACAAGAAAUGCUAUUCUCAAGAUAGAACCUACUGGAGUUAGUGUUGAAUUUAUUAAAAAAAAGGGCAGAGAUAGGGAAGAGAAAAUUGUAGAAAUCUGCAACAUAUCCAAAGAUGGUAUGAAAAUUAUAAUAUCUACACCGGACAAGGGAGUAGAAUCAUCAAAUAGAUCUGAACAAAAACCAGGUGAAAUUUUUUCCUACCACAAUUUACCUCAAAAACAUUGGAAAAAAUAUUUAUAUGCUGCCCGCUUUGUUGAUCUUGUUAAGGCUAAAACACCUAAAAUAACCUUAUAUUCAUCAUUGGCAAAAUGUCAGCUUAUGGAAAAUGGAACUGAUAUUGAAAUGUUUUUUUACAAUGGUGAAAAAAUUACAUACACUUCUGCUGAAGGGUUAAAAGUCAUUGAUAGACAAUUACGAACUCACAAUAAUGUUAAUACACCAGAUUCAAAGUAUUUGUACGACCAUUAUGAAGAAUGUUCAAACAGAAUGAAAAGAAUUGAAAGUGCUUUAUCUGGUAUUUCAGAUGAAUGUUAUCCUUUGAUUAUUGGCAAAAGACCAGUACAACAAUUAUCACACUUAGAUGCCGUAUUACCACAUAAUGUUCAUAAGAAUAUUAAUACUCCACUUUUGAAUUAUGGUUCUUUUCAUCGUGCUACCCCAUGUUCUAGUCAAGCCCAUAGUGAUAAACAAAAUUUUUAA